Sphaeramia orbicularis (orbiculate cardinalfish) is the source of this 954-nucleotide messenger RNA. RefSeq lists its product as uncharacterized. The transcript has 8 exons. Gene Ontology annotation, molecular function: prostaglandin F synthase activity; antioxidant activity. Gene Ontology annotation, biological process: prostaglandin biosynthetic process. NCBI's taxonomy places the organism in Eukaryota, Metazoa, Chordata, Actinopteri, Kurtiformes, Apogonidae. The record is from RefSeq and is a predicted model, not a curated record.
CUGGGGGGCCUAACCCUCCCCCUCAGCUCCACCUGACUGCAGUCACAUGACCACAGAGGGUUUUUAUCCCACAUGGCUGCUGGUGCUCAGUCAUUCUGAGGGUUCUGGUCUGGUGUGGUCUGACGUGGAUCUGCGGGGUGGACCAUGGCCCAGGUCCAGGAUGAGCCGGAUCAGACCCUGGUCAGUGGUCUGGGUCAGCUGGUCAGUUUGGGAAACGUCCUUCUGGAAAAAGCCAAACAGGAGGCAGAGGAGUCUCUGGAGAGUUUCGUUCCAAAUAAGAUCACCACCCUGUUCGGCCUGAUCACAGCCGGAGCAACUUUGUACAAAAGCCUCGGAGUGACGAAAAAGACCGAAGCAGAGGCCAUUUGGCAGAAGUCGUACCAUCAUGCAGCGGUGAAGGAGCAGGUGGACGAGCUUCUGCAGCUGGAGACCAACUGGGACUCGUUCCUGGACGGUGUGGAUGCAGGUCUGCGGACCGUCGAUGGGCAACCUGCAGGAAAAACCACUGACCGCCUGAGCCCCGACAACACAUUUACUGACGCACGCAGCGGAAAGUCUGUGACUCUGGGUCAGUUCUUGGACCAGGGUCAGAAGCUGCUGCUGGUUCUCAUCAGACAUUUUGGAUGACUACCGUGACGGGACCACGUGGCCGAGCUGGAGGCCAGUGAGGCGCUCUUCAAGGCUCGGUCGGUGCAGGUCUUGAUCGUUUCUUUCGGCGGUGUGGAAGGAGCCCAGCUGUGGUUGGAGCAGACGGGAUGCAGCUUCCAAAUGCUACUGGAUCCACAGAGGAAGAUCUACAGGAGUUUUGGCCUGGGCUCGUCUUACUCCAGGGUGAUGAGCUUCGGAUGCCUGUUGCAGUACUCGGAGUAUGGAGCUGUGGACAGAGACUUCCCUGACGUCCCCGCUCGCCUCCUGGAGGACAUCUACCAGGUAGAAAAGAAGGGAUGGGACUGA